Linum tenue is the source of this 898-nucleotide messenger RNA. The record is from the annotation of a GenBank genome assembly. NCBI's taxonomy places the organism in Eukaryota, Viridiplantae, Streptophyta, Magnoliopsida, Malpighiales, Linaceae.
GACGGGCUGUUCCUGCAGCGGGUGAAGCUGGGCCUCUCCGACCCCAACGACGCCCUCUCCUCCUGGAACGGCGUCCUCUGCUCCCCGGACGGCGCCCACGUCACCGCCGUCGACCUCUCCAACGCCCUCCUCGCCGGCCCUUUUCCCUCCUUCCUCUGCCGCAUCCAAACCCUCACCUCCCUCUCCCUCUUCAACAACUCCUUCCUCUUCUAUCUCCUGUUUCAAUUUGAACAGGAUGCAGUGAAUGCAUGUUGUAACUGUAUUGUGUUUGACAACAAGUACUACUAUGAGGUGGGGAUCGGAAGCAACUUGACCAGGCAAUUCUGGUUCACAACACCUCCUAAACCAGGCCCUGAUGUCCAGUGUACUUUUGGCCUCAUAGGUGAUCUGGGCAGUACAUCUCCGCUAGGGUACUAUGUUAAGAGGGCUUCUGCUUACAUUAUCGUCCUCUCCAGCUACUCUGCUUAUGGGAAGUGCACUCCUAGAUACAGGUGGCUAGAAGAGGAGCUGCAAAAACAUGAUGCCUCAGCCAGCUUACUCAGCCUUCCGAGAACACACGCCUAUUUCGAUUUGGCAUCGGAAUCAAAGAUGGUUAUGCUGUCGAAGCCGAUUCCUAGUGGUUGCUCAACAGACACGCACUGGCUGCAGCCCUUGGCCGAGUCGUCGCAGGCUGCCGCGAUUUUGAAGAGGUGUGUUUCGAGCCACCUUUCGGAAUAUGUAUAAUCCGAGUUGUUGGGAUCGAAUGUUCCACUUCAAAGUUAGGAACUCUUUGUUGUGGGUUUGGUUCAAGAGCUUAUAAUCAAUCCACAUAAAUGAAAAAAGUGUUAUACAAAUCUUCACGUGCAUGAUAGGUGAAUUGAGGAUCAAUCUCUCUUUCGUUAGUUCCAAUUAAGCUCAA